AAAUGUCUUCGCAGUGCAGCGAGGAGUUACCAGCGCUGCGCUAGAGCACUAUAAUUUUAUGAUGCACACAUGCGAUAGUUACUGAGCAAUAUUCAUUACCACUCAGAUAUUCUGAAAGUCCUUCCCUUGGUCCAGCGUGUCUUCGGGCUUUUACCUGAACUGUGAUAUGCCACGAUGAAACAGUCAAGCCCAUACGCCAUUGUUAUGCUCGUUUUAUGGGCUCUGUUAUUUGCCUUAUGUUUAAGCCCCACUGAAAGCUUCAAUUUAUUCUCCUUCAGGAAGAAAAAGGCUUACAAUAUACGAAAGUUUUUUGACACCGAGGAACCGAUUUGGACGUAUACGACGAGCAAACGGGCUAAUGUUUGGUGUGAAGUCGGCGUGACGAACAAUGUUACCGAGAGUUCAGUAUCUUUCAAACGAUCGUCAUACGACCGCAAAGGGAGGACAUCGGGCAUCCUGGAGGGAAAACUUUCGGACAGAAAGAAACACAUGGAUAUUAAGAGUCAAGAUGGAGUAUACACACUGCAUGAGGACAUAAUUUACAUGAACCAAAACGGCAGCUGCGCUGUAAUCAUGGUAACGACAGCUUUUGGAGGGAAGCAAUCAACGUUCGAUCUACGGGUGCGGAAUUCGUCGAUCGCGUGGGGACCUACUGAGAAAUGCAAGAAACACUUCAAAAAGCACGAAGCUCAAGGGCAGAAUAUUUAUCAACCGCAGUGCCAGCGCAUACUCACCUAUAAUUAAGUGGCUGGAAUAAAGUGGACCCGACUGUGAAUAAAAUCAAUACAAAGGUUGAA
This is a messenger RNA of Rhipicephalus microplus (southern cattle tick), 797 nucleotides long. RefSeq lists its product as uncharacterized. Lineage: Eukaryota; Metazoa; Arthropoda; Arachnida; Ixodida; Ixodidae. The record is from RefSeq and is a predicted model, not a curated record.